AUGUCAGAGAUUUGGGAUGUGCCACCGACAGGUUCAAAGAUUAAUCUUACAACUCUAAGAAGAUGCUGUAAGGCUGGGAGGUUUUUGGCCCUUGGACAAAACUGUACACGCGACCCUCCCGUCUUCAUCUCCUCCUCCGUUUACUGCGGUUUAACCCAAGAGAGGUGCUGCUCAGCAGCAGAAUUGGACCGAUUCUGUGAGAAUGGCAUCGACGUGGCCGAGGACAACGGGGUCUGCGACGAACUCUCAUUCCCAGAAGACCCUCCGCAAGGCGUCCUGUCUAAGUUAUGCUGUGACUGCUGUAAGUUAGGCCUGACCCAAGUUCCCACAUGCAGAUUCACUCGUUUAUUGCUGGGGGAUCUGUGUUUGGAUGCAGCUAAAGGCUGCUGUGAGAGACAGGCAACAGUGAUCGAACAGACUACACAUGCACCAGUGACAGAAAGCCCUCAGGUCAGCAGCACCACCGAGUCUCAUGACCCCUGUAGAGACUUAAACUGCUCCCAGUUGUGUGAAGGUAACGGUACGUGUGCGUGCUUUGCUGGUUAUAAACUUCAAGACGAUGGAGUGAGUUGUCAAGCUCCAGUGACAGAAAGCCCUCAGGUCAGCAGCACCACCGAGUCUCAUGACCCCUGUAGAGACUUAAACUGCUCCCAGUUGUGUGAAGGUAACGGUACGUGUGCGUGCUUUGCUGGUUAUAAACUUCAAGACGAUGGAGUGAGUUGUCAAGAUAUCAAUGAGUGCGCUUGGCAUAACAGAGGUCAUCAGUGUUCCUACAGUUGCGCCAACGUCCCAGGCAGUUUCCACUGUACCUGCCCAUCCACAGGCUACACACUGGCACCAAAUGAACGCACGUGCCAAGACAUUGAUGAAUGUGCACUAGGGACACAUACCUGUCCUUUCCAUGGAAGCUGCUUCAACAUCCUGGGAGGAUUCCGGUGUCUGUCCUUGGCAUGUCCUCAAUACUUCCAGCUAGCAGGGCACGGAAAAGAUACUUCAGCCAGUUGGAAUUGUUACAAGUCCUGUCAUCCUCAGGACUUCCACUGCUAUAACUAUCGCAUAGACAUGAUAAACUACAUCUCCCUCUCUUUGGAAACCUUCCACGCAAUCAGGGACCCAAAAGAAAUCCUUUUCUUGCAGUCAAAUGUAGCGGCUAGUUAUCCUCAUGUAUACGGUGCAACCGAUGUUUCCUUCAAAAUGCUGGUUGCAGAUGACCAGUCCUCUUUUGAUGUGAUAAAGCGUUCCCACGGGGGCAUGUUUGUUGGUGUGGUUCGUCAGGUGAAAUCUAUCCGUGGUCCCAGGGACCUCGUGUUGCAGGUGGCUAUGGAUUAUGUCAAGUCAGGGAUUGUUUCCCAUCGCAAAAUUGCCAUCAUUUAUGUCUUCAUCUCGGAGUCCUUGUCCUGAUCAAAGCAAUUUAGAGAUACUACAUCAGUUAUAUUCCAGUUCAUUGGAUGGUUGUUAACGGUGGACUGACCAACCGACAUUGCAGGAAUUUGUAGUUAUAGAAGGAUCGGGUGCUUUUACCUCCUUAACCACUGUAAGAAUUUAACUUGAAUUCAGAUUUAGUUGUCAUUAUGGUAGACCACUGGCUUCCCUGAGUAACUUUAAUAUUUGAUCAAUUUCAUCUACAUUGAAAGACCACAUGUAACAUGCUUCAAUGGAUAAUAAAGGACUUAAUCUAUGGA
Gasterosteus aculeatus aculeatus (three-spined stickleback) is the source of this 1682-nucleotide messenger RNA. The record is from RefSeq and is a predicted model, not a curated record. Lineage: Eukaryota; Metazoa; Chordata; Actinopteri; Perciformes; Gasterosteidae.